Molecule: messenger RNA, 621 nt
Organism: Coccinella septempunctata (seven-spotted ladybird)
Lineage: Eukaryota; Metazoa; Arthropoda; Insecta; Coleoptera; Coccinellidae
Exons: 1
Coding region: 1-621 (206 amino acids)
Molecular function (GO): nucleic acid binding
Source: RefSeq, a predicted model, not a curated record
AUGUUAGAAAAUGUUGCGGGCGCUGACAAUAUCGAACAUCAUUUCCUACCAGGAAAUGCCCCUCACCUUGGGGGGUUGUGGGAAGCGGGUAUAAAAUCCGUGAAAACUCAUCUGAAACGGGUUAUAGGCGAACAAAUCCUUACAUAUGAGGAAUUUUAUACCGUCUUAGUUCAGAUCGAAGCGGUUUUGAACUCGCGGCCUUUGACUCCAAUGAGUUCUGACGUUAAUGAUCUGUCAGUUUUGACAGCAGGCCAUUUUUUAACACUCGAGCCAUUGCACGCUUUACCGGAUCAGGAUGUUACUGAUGUCCCUAUGUCUCGUCUCAAAAGAUGGCAAUUAAUCCAGCGAUUGCAACAAGAUUUCUGGCAAAGAUGGAAACGCGAAUAUCUACAUACGCUCCAACAAAGGAGUAAAUGGUUAAGUGAUACUGACGCACCGACUAUAGGGACUUUAGUACUUAUUAAAAACGAUAAUGCACCCCCUUUGAAGUGGGAGAUGGGACGAAUCUUGCAAGUCCAUCCCGGUUUGGAUAAAGUGGUAAGAGUGGCCACCUUCAAGGUGCAGCGAGGCACCAUAACCAGACCUUUAGUCUUUAGUCAUGUUAUGUCCCUUACCGGUUGA